Aspergillus mulundensis is the source of this 1131-nucleotide messenger RNA. RefSeq names its product metallophosphatase domain-containing protein. The transcript has a single exon. Gene Ontology annotation, molecular function: hydrolase activity. The record is from RefSeq and is a predicted model, not a curated record. The coding region runs from base 1 to 1131 and encodes 376 amino acids. Lineage: Eukaryota; Fungi; Ascomycota; Eurotiomycetes; Eurotiales; Aspergillaceae.
AUGAGCCCUGAGACCCAGCCCCAGCGCGUGAUAAGUGUUACCCUACCCGGCCACCAUCUCCGCAAAUACGCCCAGCUCCUGCUGAACCUACAUCUGCGCCUGAACCCUUCAGCAUCAAACCCACGCCUCGGUUCUGACAAUGCUAGUUCUGACAAUGCGAAUGAUGAAACAGUUCGCAUCGUCUGCGUCUCAGACACGCACAACAACAAGCCUAAUCUCCCGCCAGGCGAUGUGUUAAUCCACGCAGGCGAUCUCACAGAGAACGGCUCAUUUGAUGAACUCCAGGCGCAACUGAACUGGCUGUCGGCCCAGCCGCAUGCGCACAAGAUUGUUGUGGCAGGGAACCAUGAUGUGCUUCUUGACGAGGGAUUCUUGGAGAAGUACCCCGAGCGGAGGUAUGGGGAUGUCAGAACGAGGAAGGAUUUGGAGUGGGGGGGCUUGGUUUAUCUGGAAGAUGAGAGUGUUACUUUGAAUUUCCCGCGCCAGAACCAGAGAGGGCGAUACGGGCAGGAGGAUGACGAUAGGCAUGGAGCCCAGGCUGCCCAGCAUGCGCAUGCGCAUGAGAACAAUCCCAACCAACGCCAACCCGAGCUCCAAACGCAGAGCGAGAGCGAGCGCCCAGAGAAGACCAGAGGCCUAAAAAUCUACGGCUCCCCACAAACCCCUCAAUACGGCAUCUCGGCAUUUCAGUACCCUUCCUCGUCGGCUGAAGAGGUAUGGUCCAACCGCAUCCCAGACGAUGCAGACAUCGUGGUUGUCCAUGGUCCCCCACGCCUUCACCUCGAUAGUUUUGACCCCAACGGCCUACGGCGUUCAGGCUGCGCACAUCUGAACCAAGAGAUUCACCGUGUCCGGCCGCGUCUCGUGGUCUUUGGGCAUAUCCAUGUUGGGCAUGGGAGGGAGGACGUUUUGCUUGACGGCGUGAGGCAAGGGCAUGAGAAGGUUAUGAACCGGUUGGGUGGAUGGGGAGUCAUACUGGGGACGGUUUGGGCUGUGAUUCUGGGUUAUCUGAAAAGGGUCCUCGGUGUCAGACUUGGUGAGCAGAGGGUAACCACGUUUGUUAAUGCGGCUGUUGUGGGUGGGGGGUUGAAGAAUGAGUUGAGGAAUGAGGCUGUUAUUGUGGACAUAUAA